GGUUAAUGGUGGGUUGGAUUCCACGCCAUUUUAGAGGCAUACAGAUGCUUCAUUACACCUGGCCACAAGUCCUCGUGCUGCUGCAGCGCUGCCGCUGCGAAGGACCAUUGGUGGCUGAGCAAUGACAGAUUCUUGAAGGCGAAGUCUUCCAUUUCUGCCGACAUCAUCGCUGACAAAAGAUAUUUUCCUGGUCUUGCUGAAUUAUUUGUGUUGGUUGCGCCACAUGAUCCUAAGCACAUGUGCUGUUGAUUCGAUAAGGCGACGUAGAAAAGGGAAGCGAAAUGACCCAUACCAUUGGAACGUAGCACACCUCUUCGUUACUGCAAAUAGAAUUCCAUAUGAUCCACUUGAACCACCCAGCAAAAUAUGAGAUUCUUCACGUCAGCUGCACGGUAAUCGACCAGAAGGGAUGAGUCACGUGAACACGACUUGGCUUGAUCUCUUCAGACACGGUUCUCAGCCAAGGAAUUCACGGCUGAGGUUGUCGACCGAAAGGGAGAAGAAGGCCAUGGAGGCCGGGAAUGGUUGCAGGCCUAACAUCACAGACGACAGGUGGUCUCUUCGCGGAACAACAGCUUUGGUCACCGGAGGCAGCAAAGGAAUCGGGCGUGCCAUAGUAGAAGAACUGGCUAGAUUUGGAGCAGCGAUCCAUACCUGCUGUCGGAACGAACAAGAGCUCAACAAGUGUUUGCAGCGAUGGGAGGCCAUGAACUUCACCGUCACGGGGUCCGUCUGCGAUGUCUCGUCGCCGGUGGAGAGAGAGAAUCUAAUGGACAAAGCUCGAUCCAUCUUCGACGGAAAGCUCAACAUUCUGAUCAAUAAUGCAGCGAUAGGCUACAUAAAUCCAGCGAUAAAGGUCACACUCGAGGAGUACAAACAUGUCAUGAGUACCAACUUGGACUCUGCUUUCCAUUUGAGUCAGCUCGCUCAUCCUCUUCUCAAGGCAUCAGCGAGAGGCAGCAUCGUGUUCAUCUCCUCCGUCGCAGGCUUCCUCGGCAUAAAUACGGCGUCCGUCUAUGGAGCAACCAAAGGAGCAAUGAACCAACUCACCAGAAGCCUCGCGUGUGAGUGGGCGAAGGACAACAUCCGGACCAAUUGCGUCGCUCCUGGUGUCAUCAGGACACCGCUUGUUCGGCCGUUGCUGGAUAACAAAGAGUUCGUAGCGAAGGAGACACGUCGGGUGCCUCUGCGGCGUUUCGGAGAGCCAAAGGAGGUGGCGGCUGUGGUGGCUUUCCUUUGCCUCCCCGCUUCUUGCUAUGUCAAUGGUCAAGUGAUUUGUAUCGAUGGAGGGAAGACGAUCAACGGCAACCUGUGAGUUCCAUCUAUCAUCGAUGAUGACAAGUUUAUUACAUCUGAUAUGGGUUACGUACGGUUUGGGUUUCGUAUGACGGGUGUUAUUUAAUACUAAGAUGUGCUUAUCAUGCCUGUAUGAUGACUCCAUCGAUGUUGAUGACUUUAAUAUAUGUGCAUAGUGUGAUGAUGAUUUAGCAA
This is a messenger RNA of Musa acuminata AAA Group (dessert banana), 1491 nucleotides long. Its product is annotated as tropinone reductase homolog At5g06060. The transcript is spliced from 5 exons. The record is from RefSeq and is a predicted model, not a curated record. Lineage: Eukaryota; Viridiplantae; Streptophyta; Magnoliopsida; Zingiberales; Musaceae. Gene Ontology annotation, molecular function: oxidoreductase activity. The coding region runs from base 410 to 1315 and encodes 301 amino acids.